GAGAGAAAAUCAUUCGAAGUUACAAUGAUGUCUCUGCGUCUCUGCGUUUUGUUCCUGGCUUUGGCCGCAUCAUCCCUGGGUGACAAUACGUCGAGACUUCCCUUCAAGGUGUCCGUGGGUUACGGCUGCAGCGGAGUCGUUGUGUCCAGGAAUCAAAUCUUAUCUGUCGGACAAUGCGCUCUGUCUACAGGAGGCGUGGACAUCAAGAAAGGCACUCAAUCCCACGACUCUGGUGAGAUCUACUUCUUGAAUCGCAUCGUCUACCAUCCGCAAAUCCACGACUACGAACAGAAGAUGGACUAUGUAUUGUACACUGUCGACCGUGACAUCGAGGCUGAGGAGGGAUUCGAACCCGCCGAGCUGCCCGCCGGCAAUGUGACGCUGACCGAGGGCCAGAUCUGCACCACCCUCGUGGUUUGA
Messenger RNA from Phlebotomus argentipes, 420 nucleotides. Its product is annotated as trypsin-7-like. The record is from RefSeq and is a predicted model, not a curated record. Lineage: Eukaryota; Metazoa; Arthropoda; Insecta; Diptera; Psychodidae. The transcript has 3 exons. The coding region runs from base 25 to 420 and encodes 131 amino acids. Gene Ontology annotation, biological process: proteolysis. Gene Ontology annotation, molecular function: serine-type endopeptidase activity.